AUGAAGUGGCAUUUUCUUUCUUUGUUGCCUUGCCUCGGCAUUGGCGUCCACGGCUUCCCAGCGUAUAUGAACACACCCGUCGCAGAUAUUGUGGCUUCCAAACUCUCUGAACGGGUAGCCGGCGUUGCUCGCGAUCUGCACGAAAAGAGGUUACUGUUCGACCCGAUGACAACGCCUAUCGAUGUAACCGGCAACCACAAAUUCAUACCCCCCGACUUUGAGAAUGGUGCGCAAAGAGGACCUUGUCCCGGCUUGAAUGCGCUGGCGAACCAUGGCUACAUCAAUCGAAAGGGCGUCACAAGUCUGGUCGAAGUUACCGCUGCCAUCAACACAGUUUUCGGUAUGGGUCUGGAACUCUCAACCAUUUUGGCGGUGAUGGGAACUGCUUUUGUGGGAAACCCUCUUUCUCUAAACCCAGGCUUCUCGAUUGGAUAUACCGCCAGCGGAUCUCAGAAUAUCCUUGGAAACGUCCUCGGGCUCCUAGGUAGCCCCAGAGGUCUAAAUGGCUCGCACAACAUCAUUGAGGGAGACUCUUCGAACACCAGAGGUGAUUUGUAUAUGACAGGAGAUGCCUCCACUAUGGUCAUGGAACAGUUUCAAUCAUUUUACGAUGUGUCAUCUGGGGAAGGUGAUUAUAACUUCGAUCUUUUCGCCGAGCGAGCAUCGAUCCGAUUCGACGAGACAGUGGCGACGAACCCAAACUUCUACUACGGUCCUUUUACUGGCAUGAUUGCUCGGAAUGCUGGUUUUUUGUUUGCCUGCCGCUUGUUUGCCAACCAUUCUUCGGAGAAUCCGACUGGUCUGCUGAAUAAGGAAACAUUGAAGAGCUUCUACGGUGUUCAAGGCGAAGAUGGCAAUCUCAAGUACAACAAAGGCUGGGAAAGAAUUCCAGAGAAUUGGUAUCGAACUCCAGUUGACUAUGGCCUGGUUCAGCUGAACUUGGAUCUAGUUGCUUGGAUUACCAAGUACCCCAAGCUUGCGAGUAUCGGUGGGAACAUGGGAAAGGUUGACAGCUAUGCUGGUGUGGACCUCAGCAACCUCACUGGUGGUGUGCUUAACCUGACAAAGCUUCUGGAAGGCAACAACUUGUUGUGCUUUGUCUUCGAAAUUCUGAAGACUGCCUCACCCAACUCGUUGUCCACUAUCUUCUCCAUUAUCGAGGUUCCCCUUAGCCUUGUCACGAAUGCUGUUGGUGCAGCUAUAACAAAUCUUGCAUGCCCCGCUUUCGCAGACAUGACUGUUGGCGGAAAGAGUUUUGACGAAGGCAUGAAGCUCCAGUAUCCUGGAGCGAGACUUUCAGGAAACGUGCUUUGA
Molecule: messenger RNA, 1314 nt
Organism: Colletotrichum truncatum
Lineage: Eukaryota; Fungi; Ascomycota; Sordariomycetes; Glomerellales; Glomerellaceae
Product: oxidase
Molecular function (GO): peroxidase activity
Source: RefSeq, a predicted model, not a curated record